This is a messenger RNA of Scomber japonicus (chub mackerel), 6018 nucleotides long. Its product is annotated as zinc finger protein 654-like. The transcript has 12 exons. Gene Ontology annotation, cellular component: nucleus. Lineage: Eukaryota; Metazoa; Chordata; Actinopteri; Scombriformes; Scombridae. Gene Ontology annotation, molecular function: DNA-binding transcription factor activity, RNA polymerase II-specific; DNA binding. The record is from RefSeq and is a predicted model, not a curated record. Gene Ontology annotation, biological process: regulation of transcription by RNA polymerase II. Bases 1 to 4404 code for a protein of 1467 amino acids.
AUGCAGCUUAUCAGGCCUGGCAACUCAGACUAUGCGCUGGAUACAGCAGCCAGUAUGGCGGACAGCGAGAGUGAUUUGGAAAUAGACGGGCUUGAAACAGCUCUAGACACAUUGUGUAUCAGACACUGCAGCGAUGCGUCCUCUCUAAAGAGCAAAGAGUACUGUUCUGAGUUUUGUGAGUUGGUUGAGGAGUACACUGGUCAAUGGCAAGUUCCUCUCCCUCAGCUGAAGGUGCUGCGGACAGCACUGUGCCGUUUCACUAAAGCCACUGCUGCCUUCCCCGAUGACUGUCAGCACAUACACUAUGUUCUCAGCAGUCUGGCCCUGAGCUUCUUUGAACUGAUGCUAUUUUUCAGCAAAGAAGAAUUUGGGGAAGAGCCUUUAAAAGACAUCCUUGAUUCUUUUAAGGAGUGUCAUUCCCAACUCCUGAGGCACAGGAACAUCCACCUUCAUCAUUUAAAACAGAUCAUCAAAGCAGGAGGCCCAUGGGAGAAUCCAGUGCUGCAAGGAAUCCUGAAGGAGACAGACUUGUCUCCAAAAGAAGUUGAAGAAUACUUGAGCUCAGAGUUGCCAGUAUUCUUGGAGCUCCGGGUUCGCUAUCUGCAGGCCUGUGAAAGAAUACAGGAGGCAAUGGCCCUGGCAAAAGGCUGCCUGGAAAACCACAAGGCUGGAAGUCAUCUGUACUUCCACCAGGCUUACCUGACCUGCCUCUACAAGACCUCUCUGCAUGAACACCUUCAUAAGGAGAUGGCAGAGAUUGAUGGCCGUGAUGCAGUGGAAAUCAUCUGCAACACAGAGAGUGUUGAAAAGGAUGAUCUUCUGUUGUCGAUGUGUAAAGCUUUCCUUACUCAGCAGUUACACAAUGGAGACAUGUAUUACAUCUGGGACCUAGUGUUCAUCUGGAGCAGGCUGCAUCUCAGGGCCUAUCCCUCCAGACAAGGCUUCCUGGCUGAGUGCUUGCAGCUGGCUUCUUCUGCUACUAACCUCAGAGCCAUCUUUCCCUUCAUCAAACUGGUCACCACAGAGCUGGGUGGUGAAGGAGUUCACGUCUGCUUGGAGCUUUGUGCAAGGGCCUUGCAGCUGUGUGACAAGCAGGCCGAUAGUGUAACCCAGUCACUGGUCUGCAAGACCAUCGCCUUCCUUCUGCCCCAUGACCUGGAGAUCUGUCGAGCAUGUGCCCUGCUGGCCUUCUGCCAGGAACGGAGCCUGGAGGCUUACCGCACUGUUUGCCUGCUUCAUAUGCAUCCUGACCAGGAGCCGCAUCCCAACAACAGCCCUGUCCGAACCAGUGUUCGGUUCCACAUUCUGCAGAUGCUCAAGGAACGCCUGUGUUUUGACCCUGAGUUUUGGAACCUCCUGACAAUCAGGACACACUGCUUGGAGUUGAUGAGUGACAAGGUUAUGAAGGCUGCUGUUCUCAAUGAUAUGAGGGAAGAAGAGGAGAAGGAACACCAUCAAGAGCUGUUAACAAAUAACUGUGUACAUGACACACACACUCAAGGUUUCAAUUCCUGUGAGUGCGCUGAAGCUGCUUCUGUGAACAGAACCCCUCCAGAAGAGAAGACUUUAUAUGGGAAGACAGGAAAGUGUGUUGCCCCAUCAAAUAAUGCUCUUCUGAAGGGGAGAAGAUGGAGAAGAAGCCUGCGAAGGAAAAAACAAUCUGUGUCCGAUGAUGAGGUUGAUGUGGGUGAUGAUCCAGAGUUCAAAUACAAUGUCAAAUCUGCCUCUUCAGGUAGUAAGCCUAUGUAUUCACUAAGACGCAAUCACACUAACGUAGAAAAUUCUGCUCCUAUGAAGCUUCCUCUAAAACGCAGUAGAGAAUACUUGUCCAGAUGUGUGAAGAGCCAAAUUUUGAAAAGGAAAGGCCGGAAGAAAAGAUGGUUGCAGGGUCUUCCAAUCCUGGAGCAGGUCCAGACGGUUAAAGAGAAGAAGGUCAAAGUUAAAGGAAAAAAACGGGGAAGAAAGCCUUUACAGAAGCUGGAACUCUCUUACCCUGAAAAUGAACUAUACCUCACUGAGGGGGAGAAUGGUUUUGAGGAGGAAACUGACACAGAAGACCAAGAGCAGGACAUGCCUCACCUGGAGAACGAACUUGAAAAAGAGAGUGAACAGAAAGAGAAUCAGUCGGAGCAGAUGCAUAAGCUUGAGAAGGAAAAUGGACUCGAGAACCAAACUGACUGGGUUUGUGGUGUCAGACUCAUUGAACACAUUAAAGAGGAAUCUCAAACACAGUUGGUGUCCAAGCUCGGUGAAAGUUUACCAAGUGAGCCUCAAGCUGUUGUUCCUGCUGUUGAAGCUGCUCCUGAACUUGAUGGGCCACCUUUAGAAUUAUUGGAUUGUCCCGUUGAACUGUUACACAGUUACUCUCUCAAAUCCAAAAGGCCUGACACUGAGAAACCGAUCCCUCCAGAAGCUUCAGCUUCAGCAUCAGGAUCAGAUGAACUGAAUGGUGACACAGAACAGAAGCCACAACCCACAGUGACCACAGAGGAAUCAAACACUGAGGUGAAAACCAAGAGAUCAUGGAAGGACAGAGUACUCCGCACUCAACAGUAUGCCCACUUGAUGUAUCAUUGCAACUUCUGCCGCAAAGACUACAAAGGCUUGAAUGUUAUGAGGCAUGCUCUCUCACACCUCAAAAGUAGGAAAUUAAGGUGUAUACUCUGUGGAAAACGCUUUAAACAGCUUACUUUUGCCAAAAAGCAUGUUCUGGACCACAUUGAGGAAAUGUGCAAGCAUAAACCCAAUGAUAAGAAACCAUGCACUGAGGACACGCCGGCUACUAAUGGAAUGGUAGAUAAUGUGAAAACUCAGAGCCAGCCUCAGGAUAAAAAUCAGACUUCCAUUCCUGAUAGGGAAACUCCUAAACAGAAACCCAGCAGCAAAUCUAAAGUGUCCAGCCUCAAGAGGGAAGAGCGAAUUAUCAGAAACCUCCGCACUCUAAUCAAAAAGACAUCUGUGCUUCACAAAAAGUGCAAGAACCCUAACUCUAAUAUAUUCAAGCUGGUGGACUUCAAGGAUGAGCAGGUGGUCAUUAAAGAUGGCCUGGUGAUUUUAAAAGAUCCGACUGUGAUGAGAACAGAGGGAGAAGGAGAAGAGAAGGAAAAGCCAGCAGAGGAGAACGGCUAUGGUGUGGACAUCACAUAUCAUUUGUGCCCCUCAGUGUCCUGUGAUAGAGUGUUCUUGAGGAUCAGCACCACACUGACAAAGCAUGCUAUUAGGUGCCAUAUUGAUGAAGAAAAGGUGCUUGAGAAGACGUUUGUUUGGGCCAAGCACAAGUGCUCCUUCUGCCUCAGGCAGAUACAGUUUCUCCAGCAUUAUAAAGACCACAUGAAGCUCCACGACAUGCCUCUUCGACACUUCUGUUACCAUAUAGAGUGUAACCAGCGCUUCAUGACACAGCAGGAAUUAAAAGACCAUGUGAUUAUCCACCAGCCCUUUAGACCCCAGUGCCCUUUCACAAACUGUGAGAAGCUCUUCUCAAGCCUCCAGGGUCUCUAUGACCACGAGUGGAGACACUAUAUCCCAGCACCACAAAAAGACGAGUUAGAGUUGGGACCCAGCAAACAGAAGGAACAAAAUUCUGAAGCUCCCUGGAAGCAGAGGGUGAGGGUCGAGGAGAUAUGGCUGCAGAGUAAAAAGGGGCAGAAGGAGAGUCUCAGUCCUGAGUCAGUCUCAGAAACCUCUAAUCUUGGAGUCGAGGUCAAGGAAAUAAAGCAAGAACCAAUUUGGGAUGGAAAUAUCAAGGUAAUAAAGGAAGAACCAGCUUGGGAUGGAAAUCAAGACCUGUCUGCUAAAUCAGAGAUACCCUUCAGUCAUGAGGACAUGGAUGACAUCAAACCCCCCAUCAAUGGACACGAGGAUGUGACAAGUGACCAAGCAUCGGAAAGCAAGGUUUUCUCUUCCGAUACUAAUGCUGCUGCAGCCACUCCGAGAAAGAGGUGUCAAAAAAGAACAUCCGUCGAGUUGGACCCCUUGAAUGUCAAAGACCUUGAGGACAUAUCCACUUUGGCCGAGGGAGUCCAGCAGAAACUGGGAGAGCCACACAUCACCGAACACAAAUCCUUCAAACCCGAAGAUCCCUCUUACGCGCCCUUCGUCAAAGCCCCCUUCAUCCGGCCGCCACCCUCCACCUACUUGGAUGAAUCUCUGCUCUCAAUGCGCAAGAGGAGGUCCACCGAAGAGGCCGCUCAAAAGAAAUAUGUUUACUGGAACACUAAGAAAAAGAAGGACCCUGACCCAGAGAAGGAGCAGCAGGUGAAUGAUGUGGCCCCCGAGCAGAAGAUCAGACAACGGUGUGGCAAAUGUCUGUCCUCCUUCGGCAGCGUUGAAGAAUUACAGAAACACCAAGCCCUUAACACCUGCUCUGCACUCUUUGGCUUUGAUUCGGAUGAUGAAAGUUAGCUGUGAGUGAAGAGGAGCUGGAAGUGGAGUGGCCAUUGUAUGCUGCCACCUGGCUCCGCUAAGUGAACACUGGAACCCUUUCUUACGACUCAGAUACAGCACUCACUGUAUUUAUUUCUUUGAUUCCAGUUCAACAGAGGGGAAGUAAGUGGUUAGCUGGAUGAUUUUAUUGUUAUUUAAUUAAAUUCAUUUCAUUUUAAAUUCAUUGGAGAAAAGAAUUUGAAGCAAUAAUUUUGACAGCAUAAACAUUUUUCCUCAGAACAUCAUUGGUGUGUGUGUUGUCCAGUAGGUAAAACAGAGCCUUGAGCAAUACCUGUGAACAGAGUUUGCGGCCCAAGACAACCUCCGUAUAAUUAAAAAAACAAACAGUUGCCCGUGUACAAAUACUUAAUCACAAACAGCCAUAAAUAAAAUAAUUUUAGACCGUGGACUUCUGCUGGACCAUACUGUGAUCAACUGACAUGUUUAAUUUAGUCUUUCAUUCAUUCAUCCUGAGUGAAAAUUAAUUAAAAGUUGGAUGUAUGGAUAAUGCAGUUUUUAGCCUUAUAAAAUGAGCCUGAAUGAUCAGAUAUUUAAACACUUGAGUAAAAAAAACACAUUUCCAGAUUUUCAACUGUAGCCACCCAACUGACUUUACAAUGAACAUAACACUUCUAUUUCUCCUAAUGUAUUUUAUAAAAACUGAGUCGGCUCUGAGGAUCUGGUCUUGAUUGAUUUACUUAUGUCUUACUGGUUAAACCUAGUGGCAGAAGCUGUCCCAUCAUAUUCAGAGUCUUCUGUCACACCUGUCUUAAUUUUAUCUGAGAAUUUUACAUGAUUACAUUAUAAGCAGUAUUAAUAACUGUGAGUGUAGCCCCCCCCCCCCCCCCCUCUGCUUUGUGUGUUUAAUUACUGUAGUCUUCCAAAUAAAUCAUGCACCAGCUUUUGUCUUUGUAGAGAGGAUGUAUAAAAUGGUUCAUUCACUGACAGUACAAUAAUGGCAGAUAUGUGGUGGUGUCAUAUCUUUAUAAUCAUAAUUGAUUGAUUCAAAGAUGUUUCAUAUACAGCAAGUGUUAAAACUGUACGAGGAGAUGUUUUCCGUAUAAUUUGUGUGGGCUGCUGUUUCUGUAUUUCGGGGUUGGGUUUGCCUUUUGUUGAUUGGUCAUCCGGGCGUGAUAAAUCAACAUGAAUCACUCAUUAAAGCCUUGACCAAAAUGUCUGAAACCAUGUAAAUCUGCCUUCAUACUGUCACAUUUUUACUCUGUACAGCAUAUGAAUUAUUCACUUUUAUUAGUGCCAAGACUUUAAAUCAGUGUUAGACUGUAGGUAAAGAUUAACUUUAAGAUCAGUAAUACAGUACCAGUUUGCUUUGAAUUUCAAAGUUAUUCAGUUUACUCAAUGGCCAUGUUAUUUCAUUCAGUAUUUCAGAUUGGUCAUUUAUGUAUAAACAUUUGCAGUGGUUGAUCUGUUUAAUAACUUUUUAUUGUAAUGUUUUUAUGGGACUGUUCCCUUAAACAUACUUAUUUAUCUGUAAAAAUGUGAAUAGGUUGAUUUGUAAAGGUAAUGAUUCCCCAUAUAUUUUUCUUAAAGAAAAAGUGAUUGAAUUUGUUUGAAUAAACAAAUGAUAUAUCUUAA